AUGUCUGACAAUGGUGAUGACACGUUAGCCUCUGGAGACAAAGAAGAAAUGACCAACAAGCCCAACAGUGAUACUUUACCCAAAGAUGCAGAAGUACACUGUGAUUCAGCUACAAUUUCAAAUGAGCUCACGCCAGCGAAUCCCGGAAGAGAUGUGCAUGAAAAUGAGGCUGUUCCGGGUGCAGAGACUGCGGACACUGGACUCGCUGAGCAGCCCAAAGACCUUGGCGCCGUGGAACCGCCCCUCAACGGGGAGGUGACUGAGGAUGCCCUCGCUGAGUGUGUUGAUGCCGUGAGCCUCGAGGCAGAAGCUGGAUCCGAAAUACCCCUGAAAGAACAGAGUGAUCUGGCUGUGGAUUCCUCUCCACGUGGAGGGGGCUGGGCAGGCUGGGGCUCCUGGGGCAAAUCUCUGCUCUCGUCAGCAUCUGCCACAGUGGGUCAUGGAUUGACAGCAGUCAAGGAAAAGGCAGGGGCCACCCUCCGGAUUCACAGUGUGAACUCUGGCUCUUCCGAAGGGGCCCAACCUGAUGAUGAAAAUGAAGUCUCUCAAAUAGCCGAUGCAGCCGCAGAUCAGAGCCCCGCAGAAAGCCCACCCACUUCCCCUUCCUCGGGGUCUCGGGGCAUGCUGUCAGCCAUUACCAGUGCGGUUCAGAACACAGGUAAAAGCGUCUUAACUGGUGGUCUUGAUGCUUUGGAAUUCAUCGGCAAGAAAACCAUGAAUGUCCUUGCAGAAAGUGACCCAGGUUUUAAGCGGACCAAGACACUCAUGGAGAGAACUGUUUCUUUAUCUCAGAUGUUACGGGAGGCCAAAGAGAAGGAGAAGCAGAGGCUGGCACAGCAGCUCCCCGCCGAGAGGACCGCACACUACGGGAUGCUAUUCGAUGAGUAUCAGGGUUUGUCACACCUGGAAGCCCUGGAAAUUCUGUCCAAUGAAAGCGAAAGCAAGGUUCAGUCAUUUUUAGCAUCACUUGAUGUAGAGAAGCUGGAGGUCUUAAAAAAUGACCUAAUUUCCAUUAAAGACAUCUUUGCAGCCAAAGUAUUCGAGAAUGAAGAGAAUCAAGAAGUGCAAGGCAUAGAAGAAAAGGAAGAAGAGUUUGCUAGCAUGCUUACAGAGCUUCUCUUUGAAUUACAUGUUGCAGCCACACCUGACAAACUCAAUAAGGCCAUGAAAAAAGCUCAUGACUGGGUGGAAGAAGAUCAAACUGUGGUAUCAGUAGAUGUGGCUGAAGAGUCAGAAGACAAAGCUGAGAAGGAAGAAAAGGAAGAAAAACCUGAAAAUCCUGAAGAAGACAAGAAGAGAGAAAAGACAAAUAAGACAGUCGAGGAAGUAUACAUGCUGUCCAUUGAAAGCCUGGCAGAAGUAACAGCUCGCUGUAUUGAGCAGCUUCAUAAAGUAGCAGAAUUAAUUCUUCAUGGACAAGAAGAAGAAAAAUCAGCUCAGGACCAAGCAAAAGUUCUGAUAAAAUUAACUACUGCAAUGUGCAAAGAAGUGGCCUCCUUAUCAGAGAAGUUUACAUCUUCUUUAACCACUGCUGGGAGCAACCAGAAGGCCGAGGUCCUUAACCCCAUGAUCAAUAGUGUAUUGUUAGAGGGCUGCAAUAGCACCACAUACAUACAGGAUGCCUUCCAGCUGCUGCUGCCUGUCCUGCAGGUUUCACACAUCCAGACCAGUUGUUCCAAAACACAGCCAUGA
Molecule: messenger RNA, 1692 nt
Organism: Rangifer tarandus platyrhynchus (Svalbard reindeer)
Lineage: Eukaryota; Metazoa; Chordata; Mammalia; Artiodactyla; Cervidae
Source: the annotation of a GenBank genome assembly